Messenger RNA from Saccostrea cuccullata (small rock oyster), 1009 nucleotides. Its product is annotated as low-density lipoprotein receptor-related protein 1B-like. The transcript is spliced from 8 exons. The record is from RefSeq and is a predicted model, not a curated record. NCBI's taxonomy places the organism in Eukaryota, Metazoa, Mollusca, Bivalvia, Ostreida, Ostreidae. The coding region runs from base 128 to 1009 and encodes 293 amino acids.
CUUGACACUAGUUUUCGAUGAUGAUCGAGUUUUCCUUCUAAGCGAGUCAACCUCAUGGCAAAUCUCUCUAAAUCUGAACGAAUCUGUACAGACCAUAGCAUCUAAAAAGACAUUUACAACUAAAGAUAUGUGCAGUAAACAACAGUGCAGUGAAAUGUGCUCAUUAAGCCUUGGUCAGAUAAAAUGUAUCUGUUACGACUGGCAUACAUUACAACUCAAUAACAGAGACUGUGUUCCACCACAGAAAUACACAUACAGUGGUUUGUUUGCUGUAGUUGAACAGCAGAUAUGUGUGACAGAUAUAGCAGAAUUGGUAAAGCGUGAAGAAAACGACUUAACUUUUUACUGCCUAAAUAUUGCCAGAAACGUGACAGAGCUUGAGAUCGAUGUUCGCACAAAGACUAUGUACUACAUAUCAACUAAAGAAAAUGAUUGGAUUCUCAGUCGGCAUAAUCUAGGAUAUGAUGGAAGUUUUGCAUUAACAAGAAGUAACUAUACAAUAAAAGGUCUAAGCGUAAAUAAGAACGACUCGUCGUUAUUUUAUGGUGAUGGAUACACAAUUAAAAGGAUAAAAGAAACAGAAAUAAGUACAGUGGUUGGUAUCGAUGAUGAUGUACAGGAUCUUACAGUAGACUCUGAGAAGAGCUUUCUGUUUUGGGUAACUUUGAAAAACUACUAUAUAUGGAGAUGUAAUACCGAUGGUUCUGACAUACGAAGAUUGAUAGCAGCCCUCAACAUAAAUAGAUUAUCUGUAUUCCCAAAGCAGAAAAGGUUGUUUUGGACAGCGUAUGGUGGCAUUAUGAGUUCUGAAUUAGAUGGUGCAAUCGUCAAUGUAAAUAUUGUGAAAUAUGGUAACAUUAGAGAAAUAUCUUUUUAUGAGAUUUCUGUGGUACAAAUAAUGGGAGAUGUGGGCAGUUCUGCCUUCGUUACAAUAAAACUUGCAGCUGUGACCCUGGAUUUACACUUACCGAAGAUCGUGUUUCUUGUGAAGAAAGAUUCAGACUCGUAA